This is a messenger RNA of Thelazia callipaeda (thelaziosis nematode), 1986 nucleotides long. Lineage: Eukaryota; Metazoa; Nematoda; Chromadorea; Rhabditida; Thelaziidae. The record is from the annotation of a GenBank genome assembly.
AUGAAUCAAACUUUAAGGAAUCAACAUCGUUCCAAAAGUGAAGAUCUAAAGUGCAACUGCCUUACAUCGGAAUCCAUCUUGAUUGAGCAUCAAAAUUCGGAUUAUGAUAGCUGUUGGCAGCAAACUUUAUCUACUAAACUUCGAUGUAUAACUACAUCAAUGAUGGAGUCAAAAACCGCACAAACUGAAGCAACUCAUAGUUUGCAAACAACACCGCUUACUACAUUAAAUACACCACGUAGACCAAGACAUAACUUGCUCAAGCAAGUUAGCUUUGAUUUCGACCCGCUAAAAAAGAAUACAACACUUACAUGCCAAAGUCCACUACUAACUGUUGAUAGCGAGAAUUGUAAGAAAGACGAGAAUCGACAUCUAAGUGAUAUUCAACUUCUACGCCAAGUAUACGAUGAGUUACGACAGAAAAUAAGUCAACGAACUUUAAACUUCCUCAACUAUUUUGCAAAUAGUUCACAUGAUCAAAUGGUAAUGAAUACAAUGAAGAUCACGAAAGGAAUUAGUUGGAAGGAAUGCUUCCUUGGUGAAAGAAUGCGUCGUUGGGGUUUCUGGUUUAUCGUCACUUUCUUAGCUGCUAUGACUAUACGAGACGUUAUCCUACUGGUAAUUGAAUAUAUGGAAUAUCCGAAACAAUCUGAUAUGAAUAUAAUGUUUAACGAAUCAAUGUAUAUGCCAAAUAUUACAUUUUGCAUGUCAAAGCAACAAGCCUGGAGCCAUUUUACCCUUAACGGUUCAGGUUCUGCAAGUGAAUGGGAUGAAAAAAUUCAGGAAGAGCUCAGAAAACUGAAUUCUCGGGAAAAAUUUUUGGGUGAUAGCUGGGAUUAUAGAUUAAUCGUUGAAGCAUAUGAAGUUAUAGCGACUCUGAACAGCAUGGAACGUGAAACAACAGCACAAGGAUCAGCCCGAUCCAUUAACUUUUUUCGAACUCAUCCUCGACUUGAAACCAAACGAACAAUGGUCAAGACGUGGCUGAAUGAAAUCAAACAACGUGAUAUAUCAUUUGAAGAAUUAACUCAGAAAGUUGGUUUUGAAACAAUCAAACAUUCUAUACAAAGAUUUCAAAGAACAACAUUCGAUGAAAGUUUGAAAAUCAAAACUAGAUUUCGAACGUCUUGGAUUUCUACCAUGGAGUUUUGUUUUCAACCAUGGUUUGAUACCAACAAUUACUACGAAAUAAGAGACCAGGGAAAUUUCUUUACUAUGCUUUUAUCUCAUAACGUUGAUAACUUGGAAGGGAUUGAUAUUGAUUGUAUGUCUGUAGAUUUUCAUGGACGACCCAGUUCACUAUCACGAUUUAUGGAAGGUCAAGGCCGAGCACGAGAUGGAUUCAACGAUGAUAUAUGCCUUGGUAUUAGACAUGAGGUAACAGUAGAAGUACGCGCAAGAUAUGUAAUGCUUGAAAAUGACGAAAAUGGUACAUCAUGUCGUAAUGCUGAGAAGAAAGGAGAAGGUUUAUUUGAUUGUCGAUCAAGAUGUCGCAUGGAAAUGAUUAGAGAUAUGUGUAACUGUACACCACCAACAUUAAGUUAUCUUGUAGUCAAUACAAAUGAAUAUGAGAAAUAUCCGAUAUGUGAUUAUGAGAAAUGCGAAAUCAAUAUAUCGAACAGAACGUAUUCAGAUCAGAAAUGUACGCGAAAAUGUCAUCGUUUUUGUGACCAAAUUACCUAUGAUGUAAGUCAUGUACAACAUGGAAAAAUGUUCCGUCAAAAUUUAACAGUAAUUAAUCUAAACUGGGGUUCGUUUGAAUAUCUAACUCUGAGACAAUAUUGGGUUUGGUCAAUGCCAACAUUCAUAGCAGCGCUUGGUGGUUCAAUGGGCGCAUGGCUCGGACUAUCAAUUCUCAGUUUAAUACAAGGUGGCACUUACCUAUAUGCUUUUCUCACAACAACAAUCAAAAAGAAGCAUUUACUGCAAAAAAAUAUGCAUAGAAGCAGGACCACCACUUCGUAUAAUGAAGAGGUACUCUGUUGA